Paramecium tetraurelia is the source of this 903-nucleotide messenger RNA. RefSeq lists its product as uncharacterized. Gene Ontology annotation, molecular function: protein binding. The record is from RefSeq and is a predicted model, not a curated record. The transcript has 2 exons. NCBI's taxonomy places the organism in Eukaryota, Ciliophora, Oligohymenophorea, Peniculida, Parameciidae.
AUGAAUUAAAUAAGCAAAAAAAUUCGAAAAACAAGAGUAAAGAAGAAAUGCAUAGUUGAAUCGUCCAAGGUUGUAUUUUGUAAAAUAUUUGCAUUCUUAACACCAAAAGAAAAAUUGAUGUGUCGCUUUGUUUGUAGGAUGUUUAAUUAUUAUUCCAUUUAAUCAAUAGAGUCCUUAAAUUUUUAAGCAUAAAACACUAAAAUGAAAGCUUUCAAGCCAUUUAUAGCAAAAUGCACCAACCUAAAAUAUUUAAUAUACCCUUGUUUAUAUAAGCGAGUUUAAAUGACUUCUUUGGUGGGCAAAAAGAAGAGACCAUAAAUCAGAGAAAUUACUCAUUUGUGCUUUCGAAGCUAUGAAGAUAUUGCUGACCUUAUGAAAUUAAAUACUGGACUCCGAGCCUUAGAAUUGAAAUUUGAUUUCAGAGGAACUAAUAACCCAUAAAUAUCUUAGGAAGUAUAAGAAAUUCUAUUAAAUUCAUCAAUUGAGGAAAUUAUAAUUAAGGAACAAUAAAUUUCAGAUCUGGCUUUAAUUGAACUUAUGAAACACAAAAUCACUUGUAUAAAAUUAGAGGUGAGAAAUGAUCAAAAUUAACUCAUAGAGAAACUGAUAUCUAUUGAACUGAAACUUAAGAAACUAUACUUGAAAAUUACUAUUGUGGAUGCUCGAAUAGUAGAGACACUCAACUUCUUUUUAUAAUAAUAAUUGGACUUAGAAGUGCUUUAUUUGGAUUUCAAAAAAGGAGUAGACCUAACAAAUCACAAGAAAUUGAAAACAAUCCUACUAGAAAAUGCUUUCGAUUUGAAAUCUUCAAUGAAAUUUCCAACUGUUCUUGUUGACAAACUCAUUAUAAAAUCUUUGACAAUUACUCAUAAGGACAUAAAGGUAUUCUAUUUUAUCAAUUGA